AUGGCGCCGCUAUUAGGUAGUUGGGAUGGAUCGGAGCCCGCACAGUCACGCAAGGCAGGAUCUGAUGCCCUGAAGAGCAUCCUCUACGUCGACGCAUACGACUCAUUCUCCUACAAUGUCGUCGCUAUGCUGGAGGAGACACUCGGUGUCAAAGUCACAGUGAUGACCAUCGACUCGGAGUGGCCCGAUGGCAACAUGCACGAAUUCCUACGCCACUACGAAGCCGUUGUCCUAGGACCGGGUCCGGGAAACCCCAACUUGCCUAAAGAUGUCGGCAUCAUGCGCGAUAUCUGGAAUCUUCAAGAUAACGAACUGCUCCCGGUUUUCGGAAUCUGUCUAGGGUUUCAAAGCUUGUGCCUGCAUCACGGCGUUCCCAUUGAUCGCCUUCCCUACCCACUCCAUGGCCAGGUGCGACAUAUAUCGACUAGCUCGAAGGACAUAUUUGAGGGUCUUCCUGCUGUCGAAGUGACGCUUUAUCACUCACUCUAUGCCAAGUUGGAUACGUUGAGUCAUUCUCAUCGCUUAUUGUCGGAGGGCCUGGAAUUUUUGGCGUGGCUAUCUCUUGAAAACUCUGGCUCGGAAAACCGAGUUCCGAUGGCGGUUCGUCACCGCCAGAAACCAUUUUGGGGAGUGCAGUUUCACCCUGAAUCGUGCAAGUCGGAGAAGGAUGCUUGCAAGGUACUACUUCACAAUUGGUGGCGGAUGGCUCUUACCUUCAACAAGGUUGUCGGCCGUGGCGGAUACGGCACUCUUUCUGAGACCAUCAUCACCCCUCAUCAUGAUAUGAGCGCUUUUCCGGAUGUUGCCUACGAGAUGUUGAGAUGGAGCUCCGCGACUUCGGCUGUUUCGGCGCACUGUUCUCUGGAGCGAAGCCAUCUUACCCCGGAGGAUGUCAGUGAGGUUUUUAACAAGCCUGGGGUGCCAACGGUGCUGUUCCAGUCUAAUGGGCGCCAUAGCAUUAUAUCGCUCCCCAGUCCCGGCUCCUGGAGGCUUGAAUACAGCGUUGAAACUCAGCAGCUGAGUCUCUCUCAGCUACAUGGUGAGCAUAAAGCGGUCGAGAAGUCUCUCACCGUGCCUCAGCUCUGGGAUGCUCUGCGAUACUUGAUGGACAUGAAAAAGGUCAACUCUGGGAGCCUUGCCUGUCUCCCUCAUCCCAAGGGGUCGGACCAGGUCUCUGCUUCAUGUGAAUAUUCCACCGGCAGCUCAUCGACCUGUUCUUCGGAAGACCCUCCGGAUGUCAGCUUGUUAUGGUGUGACAGGAGCAUCGUUAUCGACAAUCAUACCGGCAACCUUCUCAUUCAAUCCACCCGCGAGUCUGAUGAGGGCUGGCUUGAUGAGACAUUGAAGCUUCUUCAAUCUCAUCCGAGCAGCUCUGGGGCUAACCAAGAAGCCGAUACUCGGUUCUUGGAUUCUAUCCUCCGCGAAGGGAAAAUUGUAUCCCCAGAGGAGGCCAACUAUAAACGACAAAUUAACUCCUGCAAGGCAGAAUUGGAAGCCGGAGAAUCAUAUGAGCUGUGCCUCACUUCUGAAACAUCCAUCACUCUGCCGACUCCCCCAACGGAAGAAGGCCGGAUUACAUUCCCUUGGAAACUAUACAAGAAACUGAGAAAAUACAACCCCGCCGCAUUCAGUGCGUUCGCAGACUUGGGAGAUGCAAAGGUUGUCAGCAGCAGUCCCGAGUGCUUCCUCAAUUGGGAUAGAGAGUCUACUUUGGAGAUGAAGCCGAUGAAAGGUACAGUCCGCAAGACACCCGAAAUGACGAUGGAGAAGGCUCGAGAGAUUCUGGGCUCAACGAAGGAAAUGGCCGAGAACCUGAUGAUCGCGGACCUCAUUCGGCACGAUCUGUACGGCAUCUGUGGAUCUGGCGGCGUGCAUGUCGAGAAGCUGCUUGAGGUUGAAGAUCACGGCCGAGUAUACCAGAUGAUCACCCACGUCAAGGGUAUUGUCAAUCCUGAUCAACCUGGAUUCGCGGUCCGACAUAUGCCCCAGUUGAAGUCCUCCAAUAUGGCUGUUCACGGCAUCACGGCUCUUCAGCGGUGCUUGCCCCCUGGGUCCAUGACUGGCGCACCCAAGGAACGAUCGUGCAUGCAUCUUCGAACUAUUGAGGACAGGAAGCGUAGCAUCUACUCCGGAGUGAUGGGCUACUUGGAUCUGGGCGGUGGUGGCAGCUUCUCGGUUCUUAUUCGCACGGCCUUCACUCGCUUUACCGACCGUCAAACUCCACAGCAGAUCUGGAGGAUUGGCGCUGGCGGCGCAGUUACCACUCUGAGCACAGCCGAGGGUGAAUGGCAGGAGAUGUUGACGAAGCUGCGCACCGUCUGCAAUGUCUUCGCUCCAUCCGAGGGUGAAGGGAGCAGCCGGUAA
Molecule: messenger RNA, 2364 nt
Organism: Penicillium cinerascens
Lineage: Eukaryota; Fungi; Ascomycota; Eurotiomycetes; Eurotiales; Aspergillaceae
Gene: pabA
Product: aminodeoxychorismate synthase pabA
Exons: 2
Coding region: 1-2364 (787 amino acids)
Biological process (GO): L-tryptophan biosynthetic process
Source: RefSeq, a predicted model, not a curated record